Molecule: messenger RNA, 6678 nt
Organism: Etheostoma cragini (Arkansas darter)
Lineage: Eukaryota; Metazoa; Chordata; Actinopteri; Perciformes; Percidae
Product: protein bicaudal D homolog 1-like
Exons: 11
Coding region: 422-3937 (1171 amino acids)
Biological process (GO): microtubule anchoring at microtubule organizing center; regulation of microtubule cytoskeleton organization; positive regulation of receptor-mediated endocytosis
Cellular component (GO): cytosol; Golgi apparatus
Molecular function (GO): cytoskeletal adaptor activity; dynein complex binding; dynactin binding
Source: RefSeq, a predicted model, not a curated record
UUGAGUCUGCAGCAGAAGGACAAAGAGCGGGGAGUGUGCCUUCCCACACGGCUGCAGGCAGAGAUGGCGUCCUAAUGCCGGUGAAUAAGCAGAAAAACAGAGCAGAGGGAGGGGAGAAGGAUGCGGGCAGCGGAAGAUAAAAAGCUGCAUCAUUUAGAGCAUCACAUGGCAGAAGAUGAGUUUCUCUGAUGAUGGUGAGGAUGACAACGCUUUAAGGAUAUUUGCGGUGUUUCUUUUAAAUAGAUAGGCCUACUUGAUUUUUAUUUUUUAUUUUUUAAAGCUGAGCUUUGAGGCAGCGGUGUGAUUCUUUUGAGGGGAAGCGGUGGGGGUUUGUUGUCUACCUCAGCUAUUUCUCCCUCCGCCGGGGCUCUCUGCUCAUCCGACGCUGGGAGGAGAGGGCAGAGGGAGGGAGAGAGCAGCGAUGGCUGCCGGUGGAGCAGGAUGCGGGGACACGGUGGAGCAGUGCCGGACCGAGGUGGAGCGUCUGACCCGGGAGCUGGCGGAGGCCAACCGCGAGAAGAUCCGGGCGGCGGAGUGCGGGCUGGUGGUUCUGGAGGAGAACCAGAGCCUGAAGCAGCAGUACGCUGAGCUGGAGGCCGAGCAGGAGACGCUGAGGCUGGAACUGGAGCAGCUGCAGGAGGUGGGCUCGGCAGGGGCAUUUGGCCAUGCCUACUCCACCCAGCGUAAGGUGGCAGAAGAUGGGGAGACCAAUGAGGAGACGCUGCUGCAGGAGUCUGCCACCAAGGAAGCCUAUUACAUGGGACGUCUCCUGGAGCUCCAGUCAGCGCUGAAGCACAGUCAGACAGACGCCUCCAACGCUCAGGCUGACAAUGAACACCUGAGCACUCUGCUGCAGGAGCUGAGGGAGCAGAGUAAUGAGAUGUUGGAGCUGCAGCGCAGCCGGAUGCGAGAGGAGAUCGUGGAGUACAAGUUUCGAGAGUCGCGGCUGCUUCAGGACUAUACUGAGUUGGAGGAGGAGAACAUCUCUCUGCAGAAGCUGGUGUCAACACUCAAACAGAAUCAGGUGGAGUAUGAAGGUCUGAAGCAUGAAAUUAAGGUCCUAGAGGAGGAGACAGAGCUUCUCAACAGCCAGUUACAAGAUGCACUGCGUUUGAAGGACAUCUCAGACGCCCAACUGGAGGAGGCGCUGGAGUCUUUGAAGAGCGAGCGUGACCAGAAAAACCACCUGCGCAGGGAACUGGUCCACCACCUCAGCAUGUGUGAUGUGGCCUACACUGGCAGUGCCCACCUGACAUUCAUCUCAGCCCCACCCAGUGGCACCGCAACCCCAACAACUCUGCUCUCCCCAAAUGCAGAUGAACCCAUGAGGUGUAACGGACACCUCCAAGGUGGGACUGGACCAGGGACGGCUGCAGAGUCGGUGCCUCAAGUUAAUGGAGAGUGCCGAGGCCUGGGUCGGAAAGCUGAGGGGGCCGUGACGUCGGACCUCUUCAACGAGAUGAACCUAACAGAGAUUCAGAAGCUUAAGCAGCAGCUGAUGACGGUUGAACGUGAAAAAGUAUUACUGAUGACCAGUCUGCAGGAGUCCCAGACUCAGCUGCAACACACCCAAGGGGCCCUGAACGAGCAGCACGAGAAGGCCCUCCGCCUUAGCCAGAGAGUCACUGCCCUCCGCCGCCUACAUAGAAAGGCCCACCACAACCAGGAAGCAAACGUCAGUGCCACCUCUCGGCUCAACCCAGAGGCCCUGAUGGAACUCGACAGAGAUGAAGAGGAGGCUGAAGAGGAAGGAGGAACUGAGAGGGAUAGGAGUGAGAAGUUAAACAAAAGUCAGGUAUUUUACUACCAGACACCAGGUCUGGAGAUCCUGCAGUGCAAGUACCGUGUGGCUGUGACAGAGGUGGUGGAGCUCAAGGCGGAGGUGAAAGCUCUCCGUGACAGACUAAUUCAGUGUGUAGAGGGAGCAGCAGAGGAGAAGCCAAGGCGUAGCGGUCAGCUUCAGAAGCUGGAGAGGCAGGUUGCCUCAUUGGAGAAGAGCUGCUGGGAGUGCCGGGAAAAGGUGGCUAGCCUGGAGUUGGAGUUGCAGGCAGCUCAGUCAGCAGCCAAUGAGAGUCAGGGCGCGUUGAACGCAGCUCAGGAUGAGUUGGUGACGCUGAGUGAGGAGCUUGCCCAGCUCUACCACCACGUCUGUCUGUGCAACAAUGAGACGCCCAACCGCGUUAUGCUGGACUACUACAGACAAGGCAGAGGGCUCCGGGGCCUCAGUGCCUGUCUUAAAGCUAUGUCAUCAGACAACAGCAAAGUUCUCCUCACACCACGUCUCGCCAGGCGGCUGGCUGCUGUUGCUUCCACAACCUUUACUCCUGGGGAGUCAAGGAGCCCCUCGCAGUCUCCAUCCAAGGAGCCCUUAUCUGGGGAGGUGGGGGGAGGAGAGAAGGAGGGGGAUAAAGAGGGCCUCCAGGUGCUAUCUGAGCAGAGCCUGCCUCUCUGCACACCUCCAACCCACUCACCCAGCAUCAGUGCCUCUUCAUCAUCAUCUUCAUCAUCAUCGCCUGCCCUGGAGCCAGCUGGUGAGCUGCGGCGGGAGCCCAUGAAUAUCUAUAACCUCAACGCCAUCAUCAGAGAACAGGUGAAGCACCUCCAGCGGGUGGUAGACAGGUCUCUGCAGCUGUCGAGACAGAGAGCUGCAGCCAGGGAACUGGCCCCUCUGCUGGACAAGGACAAGGAGAGCUGUAUGGAGGAGAUCCUGAAGCUCAAGUCCCUCCUUAGCACCAAGAGAGAGCAGAUAGCCACCCUCCGACUGGUACUCAGGGCUAACAAACAGACAGCAGAGGGGGCUCUGGCCAACCUGAAAAGUAAGUAUGAGGCGGAGAAGUCAAUGGUGACUGACACCAUGAUGAAGCUGAGGAACGAGCUCAAAGCCCUGAAGGAGGACGCCGCCACUUUCUCGUCUCUGCGAGCCUUGUUUUCCACCAGGUGUGAUGAGUACAUUACCCAGCUGGAUGAGAUGCAGAGGCAGCUGGCUGCAGCCGAAGAUGAGAAGAAGACUCUGAACUCCCUCCUGCGGAUGGCCAUCCAGCAGAAACUGGCCCUCACCCAGCGUCUGGAGGAUUUGGCUUUCGAUCAAGAGCAGACCCACCGCACCCGAGGGGGCAGGCUAAACCGCGUGAAGACCAGCACUCCCAAAGUAAGUCCCUCUGCCUUGGCUUCGGCCUCCAAUAUAGCUCAUGGGUCUUCAGCUUUGGCUCCUGUCAGCUUCCCCCUUUCCAGCCUUCCUAGUCCUACGUCAAUUCUUCCUGAUGACCCUUAUGUGCCCCUUAGCCUGUCUGUGGUCAGUGCAGCUUUGUCCUCAGCUUUCACCUCCCCUACCUCACAGAUACCCCCUCGCAGUCCGUCAUCACCAGCGGUUGCGUCAUUGGCUGGCCCUUCAGAGAGCCCUCCAUGUCUGGAGGCCCCCUCCUCUCCCUCAGAGCGGACCUCACCCUCAGCCACUUCAAAUAUGGCUCGCUCCCAGUGGACUCUGGGUGUGCGGACGGUUGUGGUUGACUCCCACAGUUUCAGUGUCAACAUCCCUCCCAAUCUGCCUUGUAGCUCCGGCCUCUCAAGGCACUACACCCCAGACUCGCAAACCGCUCCCUCAUCCACCAUCAACACCAGGCCCACCCAACCAGGAUCUGCCCCAUCCUCUCCCUACCGGUCCCCUAUUCUGGGGCUCAGGCGCUCUACAUGGAGCCCCUCACCCCGAACUCGGCCCUUGUCUAGCCUGAUGCGCUCAUCUGUCGUUCCCUCCCCUUACUCCUCCUCCCACUCUCCUUCUUCUUCCCACAGCUAUUCUUCCGCCUACUACAGCUCCUCUCCUGCUUUUACCCCCUCUAGUUCCUACCUCACCUCUGGUACCUCCACUUCUUACAGCCACUCAACCAACUACACGCCCCUCUACCCCAGAUACUACAGUUCAUACCGGCCCCGGCACUGACGCCUUACUAUAAAUUCUUUACUAUAACCCUUUUGAAGGCUUUUCCACCAGGCUCCUUACUGACAUUAAAACUGCAACUCCCAUCAGCCUUCUCUUUUUGUCUUCUGAGAGAGUGGGGGCUCACAGAGAGAAGGACAGAAUGGUUUCCUGUUUCCCAGUUCCUGUUUCCCUGCGCCUAAGCUUUGGCCGAUGGGUUCUAAAUGUUCUGUGACUUUGCUCAGGGAUUUGACAUAAGGAGCACAAGCGGCCCCACUUUUCUUCUAUUCUGAGACUGCUGAUUGGUCCACACGAGGACGUUAAUAGAGACUUUUUAACGAAGGUUUUUAGCAUUUUGGUUCUUCAGGUUGAGACCACACUUGCAUGAAUUGAUUAAAACACAGAGACAUUCAGACAUUGACUGGACAUCUUGCAAACAAUUUCAUAUGUAUGAAUGAGGGCAAUGGCACAUUAAUAACCAUCCUCUAUUUAAUAUAAUAACCACUCUGUGGGGAGUCGUCUGUAUACACAAAAACUGUGUAAACCACAUGUUUUCAGUGCAAGCAUUCUCUUUUGUUGAUGAGGUACAUGGAUGUCUAAGGGUUCAGUAUGAUUCAAACAAAUUUGGUUGUAAGUGUUUAUACCAGUUCCAGAUGGCCCCACACAAAGCUCUGUUGUAGACAGCAGGGGCACAAUGAUCUGUCCUGAAAGUCAUUUGUGGUAUGGCACUACGUGGCAGUAGUACCUUUGUGAAAAAUAAAGAAAGAGCCUGCAAUUCUUUGCACCUAUGCCACCUGGCCAAUUGUUUCGGCCAAGUGGCCACACUUACUGAAUUGUCAUUUUUGAAAAGUUAGGGAAAUUGUCGGACGCAGACCCCUGAAUUCCAACAUUGGGAGGGUGCUUGAGAAGCUGUAUUUCCUUGCAACAAGAACUUUGUUUGAAUUAUACUGACCUUUAGUGUUUCAGCUUUUAUCUUACUCUAAAAUCUCUCCAUCUCACACAAAUACACAAACUUGUAUGAUGAGACAGUUGUGGACAAGGAGUGAUGGACUACUCAUUGAAACAGUAUAUAAUCUGUCAUGGUGGGUACCGCUUACUGAAAGAAAUUAAUAGGACAACUCAAUGAGUAUUCCUUGUUUCUUGUCCAAGCAAUUUUCUAUCACUAGCACAACCCAGUGGCUUGUUCUCAAAUAGCAAUGUACUCCACUAUGCAUGUUCACGUUUGGAUGCUCUUAUGCUGUAAACUUCCUCCCCUUUCUAUUCAAAAAAGAAUCUAAGAGAGAUGCAGGCGGAGCAGUCUGUAUAAAGGUUGUUGCGGGGAUGAACUUAUGAGGAGGAAGGAGAACAUUCAAACAUGUCAUGUGAGCAGUGUAGGAUCAGCUGAAUAUCAUAGUGUAGUCAAUUUACAAGGAAGCAAUACAACUUGAAAUUAGCUCUGUGAUGUGUCUCUAUAGUCUGAAGUUUCAUUCUCCUUAUUUCCUAUUCAAUUUUUUUAAAAGCACUUCUAAAGUAACUAGUAAAUUCAACAACAAAAAACAAAAAAUUAAGAGGAAUUCCUCGACAAGUUGAGUUUCUCCCGCAUAUAACCCAUUGUUUACAGCUGACUUGCUUUUGAGAAAGAUGCUUAAGAUCCACAAGCUACACUGGUUAGGAUUAGAAAUAUGAAUUUUUGUGUAACUAAGCAUGGGCCGGUAUACGAUUUUGACGGUAUGAUGACCUACAGCAAAAAUAUCACGCAUUAACUGUAUUGCAAGUACACCUUUAAAAUGUAUUAUAUUUAUAAAUGUCUGGGUAAAAUAAAAUAAAAAUAUUUCUCUAUUGAACACAAUGUAUUUUAUUGCUGAACCCACUGCACACUGGCAAAAAGAGAUAUUUCUAAACUGCACUUCCUGACCUUAUGUCCACUCCUAAAAAAACGCUCAUACCUUAGGAACGGUUUGACAUUUUUUUUCCUUGACAUAAAAUCUUGAAUUUUUCAAACCGCUGUAUACCUGGUAACAGGCCCAUGCCUAUUUAUAACAAUGAUUUGUAAUUUUAAUCUUCUGGCCCUAUAUCACUUUAACCAGGUUAAUAUUAAGUCCCACUUCUAUGGAACACAAUAUUUAAACCCAGACUGUUGUCUCUCACUGUUAUUUUUAGCUUACACAAGAUAAUCACUACAGAGGGACGCUGAUUAUUUUUGAUUGAGUUUAAAGAUAGUUUAAGGAUUACACUGUGAAUACGUUUUCUCAAAAUAUAAUUUUGUGAGAAACCAUAAACUGAAGCAUUUAUUUAAAAAACAUGAUUCAAAAAAGUACUAACACAUGCCAACAUACUGUAAUUUAGUAUAUUCAUAUCCAAACACUGACAGCAAGUGAUUAAAGACUUUUCUAACUAUAAUUUUUAGGGUUACACCCUGUAGCACCCUUUUGUGCCUCUGAGGCCAUCUGCAGAGGUCCGUCCUGUGACACAGAGUGAAUUCUGACACGGAAUGUGUUCAGAUUAUGUUAACUCUUGUUCACGGCAUUGCAUCAAACUCAGGGAACGUGACACACCAAAUUCAACCUAUGAGUCAACAACCAUCCAGAAUGACUAUAGAUAUUAUGAUAUAAUUUUGACUUAGAGAACAGAUCUCCCAAAUUAGGUUUGAGUUAAUUUUGGUCAAGUUGAAGGAAAUAUGGAUGUUUUACAUCUUACCCAGAGUCACACAAGAAGAUUGAUAUCAAUUUCCUCUGGGCGCCUAGUACAGAGAUAGUCCUGGGGUUUGCAUAUCAUAUUAUUCCAAU